CUUCCCCCGAAGAAGCAAAAGGCAGGGCGGGGGCUUUAUUUUCGCAGUAGGAGGAGCGGGGAGAGAGGCUUUAUAGCGCUGCGCUUUGGUUUCUUUCCCUCUCACUCUGCUUUCCUCCAGCCUUAUUAUUGUGCGAUCAAAGAGAAAGAGAGAGGCUUGAGAGCCCACCGUGUUUUCCUUUCUCCUCCUCGCUAAGCAACUAAGAGCCCGAGCAGCUUAGCAUUAGUUAUUAAGCUGCAGGGUGCGUGGGAGCACGGAAGUGAAGCAAGGGACAAAAGGGUACGAGGAAGCAGAGGCAAAAACAGAGAGCUGAUCGAGAGCCGGGGAAACAGCCGGAGAUGGCAGGGAGGAGGCAGACUCCGCUUCUUCUUCUUCUUCUCCUGGGGUUCUGGCAGCUCAUCCAUUUCCCGUUUGCAGCGCCGCAGUCCUUCAUCGGCAUCAACUACGGCGACGUGGCCGACAACCUCCCGCCGCCAUCAUCCACGGCGCGGCUCCUCAAAUCCACGACCAUCGGCAAGGUCCGGCUCUACAGAACCGACCCGGCCGUGGUGUCCGCCUUCGCGGGCACGGGCAUCUCCCUGCUCCUGGGCGCGGCCAACGGCGACAUCCCCUCAUUCGCCUCCUCCCCGUCCGCGGCCGCGGCCUGGGUCGCCGCCCACCUCCCAUCCACAUCCUCCCCUGCCAUCACCGGCAUCUCCGUCGGCAACGAAGUCCUCUUCAGCGACGACGCCUCCCUGGCCUCGCAGCUCGUGCCAGCCCUCCAGAACAUCCACGACGCGCUGCCGCCAAACUCCAGCAUCAAAGUCUCCACCGUGAACGCCAUGGACGUCCUGGCUUCCUCCGACCCGCCGUCUUCCGGCGCGUUCAAGCCGGGCCUGGCAACGGCCCUGGACCCGCUGCUGGCGUUCCUGAGCAAGACGGGCUCGCCGUUCCUGGUGAACCCGUACCCGUACUUCGCGUACCAGAGCGACCCGCGGCCGGACACGCUGGCGUUCUGCCUGUUCCAGCCCAACGCCGGCCGGCCCGACGCCGGGUCCGGGCUCACCUACACCAGCAUGUUCGACGCCCAGGUGGACGCCGUGCGCGCCGCGCUGGACGCGAAAGGGUACAAGGACGUGGAGGUCGUCGUGGCGGAGACCGGGUGGCCGCACGCGGGCGGUGCCGACGAGGCCGGGGCGUCCGUGGAGAACGCGCGUGCUUUCGUGGGUAAUCUGGUGUCGCAUCUCCGGUCCAUGGUCGGCACGCCGCGGAUGCCGGGGAAGUCCGUGGAGACGUACCUGUUCGCGGUUUAUGAUGAGAACCUCAAGCCCGGGAAGCCGUCGGAGCAGUCGUUCGGGCUGUUCCAGACGACGGCCCUGGCCGAGAUGUACCCGACGGGGCUCAUGAGGAACGGGACUGCAGGAUUGGCGCCGGCGCCGGCGCCGGCGUUGCAGCCCGCGAGCUCCGCGACCGUGCCGGGGAAGCAGCCACAGGCGCAGCCGGGCUCAGCGGCGCCUACCGGCCUGUGCGCGCCGGGGUCGGUGAAUAGUACUAGCACCGGCGCCUGUUCUCGUUCUACACGUAGUGCUGCUGAAUCGCCUCGCACUAUCAAAGUGCUCAACCUUGUUGCUUGUUUCUGGUUUAUGUCUUUGUUAGUCUGACCUUUUUUGGUCUAUACCAUUUGUUGCCAGUGUAUUGCUUGAGCCACCUUAUGGUUUGCUGAUAUGUGGUGUUGCAACGAAACUGUCAUGUACAAUUCAAGUGUAAAGCCCAGAAACAUCCGUGUUGGAAACA
Brachypodium distachyon (stiff brome) is the source of this 1773-nucleotide messenger RNA. RefSeq names its product glucan endo-1,3-beta-glucosidase 7. The record is from RefSeq and is a predicted model, not a curated record. Gene Ontology annotation, molecular function: hydrolase activity, hydrolyzing O-glycosyl compounds. Gene Ontology annotation, cellular component: plasma membrane. Bases 339 to 1640 code for a protein of 433 amino acids. The transcript is spliced from 3 exons. NCBI's taxonomy places the organism in Eukaryota, Viridiplantae, Streptophyta, Magnoliopsida, Poales, Poaceae. Gene Ontology annotation, biological process: carbohydrate metabolic process.